CUUCACCCAAUUAAAGUCACCGCGUUUUUGAUGAACAUAGGGACCACUUCAGUUGGGGCACUUCGUCAAACUAAAACUUUAACCGUCCCGGCCGAUGAAAAUGCCGGUGAAACCAAGAAAGAAAGCUCAGUCCAAGGAAAAAGCAGCAAUUAUUGAAGUUUUCAAUGUGCAUGUCAUCUUUCCCAAUCAAGAUAGAUAUGAUGGGGAAUGCACAAGGACCGAAGAUGGUGCACUAGAGAGAAAUGGAUUUGGAACUCAUACAACACACAAUGGUAUAAUAUACACAGGCCAAUGGAAAAAUGACAAAAUAAAUGGCACUGGAAAACUGGAGCAUCCAUCAGGUGCGAUAUAUGAAGGAGAAUUUAAAGACAACAAAUUCCAUGGGACAGGCACCUACACAUGGCCAAAUCAGUUCAAAUAUAUUGGAAGCUUCCAUGAGAACAAAUUGGAAGGGGAAGGCAAGUUCAUAGAUUCAGAAGGUUAUGAAUGGGUUGGCACAUUUCAUAACAGAGCUGCACCAGCUCUCAAGUUGAAAAUGGAUAUGUAAUCCCUGAACGGAUGAAACUUGUUCCUGGAAUGUUGGCAUUUGAUUUUUAAAGUACUUUUUA
Molecule: messenger RNA, 608 nt
Organism: Hemiscyllium ocellatum (epaulette shark)
Lineage: Eukaryota; Metazoa; Chordata; Chondrichthyes; Orectolobiformes; Hemiscylliidae
Gene: morn2
Product: MORN repeat containing 2
Exons: 6
Coding region: 95-547 (150 amino acids)
Source: RefSeq, a predicted model, not a curated record